This is a messenger RNA of Sipha flava (yellow sugarcane aphid), 809 nucleotides long. RefSeq names its product protein jagunal (gene jagn). The record is from RefSeq and is a predicted model, not a curated record. Gene Ontology annotation, biological process: vesicle-mediated transport; endoplasmic reticulum organization. Lineage: Eukaryota; Metazoa; Arthropoda; Insecta; Hemiptera; Aphididae. Gene Ontology annotation, cellular component: endoplasmic reticulum membrane. The coding region runs from base 110 to 685 and encodes 191 amino acids. The transcript is spliced from 5 exons.
AUUCGCUGUUAUCACUGAGCAGGGACCUGACCACUUUGGCAGUUUUAUUUUUGAGAAUGUAGCUUCAUGUAUUUUGAUAUAAUGUUUGUGUGAUCAUUUCACAUUUGUAAUGUCGUCAAAGGGCCCAACAGUGGCUGGUUCAGACGGCUCAGAUUUUUCUCAUCGCCAAAAAGUUGCUGAUCACUACAAAAUCAGUGUUCAGAACAAAAGUCGCCUUAAAUACUGUAUAUUAUUUCAUUAUUUACUAUUCUUUCUUAUGGUUGCAAAAUUAUGCCCUGACGUUUUGGAUAAAUUGGAUAUAUUUGUAUUAGAAAUUGAAGAACUUGAAAUUCCAAAGCCGUUGUUAUGGGAAUAUUUAUGGUGUUUGAGUUUGCCAGCUUCAAUUUAUGCAUUACGUGCAAUUAAACAUAAUUCUGUACAAAAUAUUUCUUUAUAUAUCAAAUGGAUUAUUGCGCUCGGUAUUCUGCCAGUGGUCUAUGCCUUUUUUACUUACCUGCCAGAUGUAUAUACAUUUAUUACAGAAAGUCCUAAUGAAUCUAUUCAACUAUGGCUAAAUUUCCCUUAUGGUAUACUUUGGUAUAUAUUCAUUGCUCUUGCUAUUCAAAUUCAUGGGUUUUCAAUUCAUUUUGCACUGAAUUUGAAAACAGCUUGGACUGCAAGAGGUACAGCUCAAAAAAAGAAAUAAAUUUGUGACUCAGAAAAAUCAUGGUGAUCUACAAUAGUGUAAUACUAUGGGCCAUUAAAUGUACAAUCUAUAAUUAAAAUGUUAUCAUUAUAAUAAUGAGAACUGCAUUUUUAUGUUAGUUGAA